AUCCAAUGAAUCGGACAGCUAGCUAGCUUGGAAUUCAAUCAACAAUGUCAAAUGAAAGGGCAGCAGCGGAUACCAAUCCCAAUUCCGGCGUUGAUCCUUACCAGCGUCUCCAAUUAGCACGCAAUCCCGACGGCAGCAUCACGCGCUUGUAUAAAUGUCCAGACGCGCCGCCCUCAUCUGAUCCUAAGCUUCCCACUCCGGUUCUAUCCAAAGACAUCCCCAUCAACCAAUCAAACAACACCUGGCUUCGACUGUUCCUUCCCCGCCAUGUACUAGACCAAACCUCACCAACUAAUAAGCUUCCUCUCGUCGUUUAUUACCAUGGUGGAGGCUUCGUAAUACUUAGUGCAUCCUCCACCAUUUUCCAUCAUUUCUGUUCCAAUUUUGCAGCCGACGUCCCCGUGAUCAUCGCAUCUGUCGAGUACAGGCUGGCUCCUGAGCACCGGCUGCCGGCGGCUUAUGAUGAUGCAGUGGAGGCGCUUCACUGGAUCAAAACAAACCAAGAUGAUUGGUUGAGGGACUUUGCUGACCUCUCCAAUUGUUUCCUAAUGGGAUCCAGUGCUGGGGCUAACAUAGCCUACAAUGCAGGACUGCGUGUGGCUGCCGAGCGGGGUGACACUCUCCACCCUUUGAAAAUAAGAGGGCUGAUAUUGAUCCAACCGUUCUUCGGUGGUAUCCGAAGGACUAGCUCGGAGUUGAGGCUAGUGCACGACCCUAUUCUGGCGCUAAGUGUAUGUGAUCUCAUGUGGGAAUUGUCGUUGCCUUCCGGGGCUGACCGUGAUCAUGAGUAUUGCAAUCCAAUGGCGGCCGGAGGCGAUUCUAAAUGCUUCGAUCAAGUGAAAGCACUUGGCUGGAGAGUUUUGGUGACUGGCUCUGAGGGAGACCCGCUGGUCGACCGUCAGAUUGAGAUGGUGAAGAUGUUGGAGGAGAAGGGUGUCCAAGUUGUGAGUCAGUUCAUUGAAGGAGGUUAUCAUGGGGCUCAGGAUGUUGAACCCUCCAAAGCCAAGCCAGUGUUUGAACUUGUUAAACCUUUCAUAUUUCCUUAAUUUGUAACGUUUGUUCUUUUCUUUUCAAAAAAAAAAAAUAAAACGUUUGUUCUUUU
Molecule: messenger RNA, 1102 nt
Organism: Fragaria vesca subsp. vesca
Lineage: Eukaryota; Viridiplantae; Streptophyta; Magnoliopsida; Rosales; Rosaceae
Product: carboxylesterase 1-like
Exons: 1
Coding region: 45-1046 (333 amino acids)
Source: RefSeq, a predicted model, not a curated record